CCUAUUAUAGUGUUGCACAAGCAGAUCAAGUUUGUUGCAAAAAUGGCUGACCAGAAACCGACAGUGGAUCCCGAAGUCCCUUUUGCCAAGAGGAUAGAUCCAAACAAGGAGGAUCUUACCAGGGACGAAUUCUACUUUAUCAGACAAGUGGAGCUCGCGCAAUGGAAGAAAAAAUCGCAGCAACUCAGGGGCCGUAAUAUUGCAACAGGACUUGCUAUCGGAGCCAUUGUAAUGGGUAUUUAUGGCUACACGUUUUACUCAGUGAAACAGGAGAAGAUCAUGGAUGAGCUGGAUGAGGAGGCCAAGGUCGCGAGGAUGAGGGGUGUAAAGACAGGCGCCAACUGACGUGGCGAUCAGAUGGACUGAGCUCAGAUCGACUGUGUGGUGUGCCACCGAUCCUAUCGCCUGUAGGCCUACAUGCACUGGAAGGGACUAAUGCUGACAAAUGCUGGUACUACAUAUUAUUCCACUGCUAGCCAAUGUCAAGGCAGCAUCGGACCCUGUUUUGCCCUGGAUAUGUAGACAUUUACGUGGUUGUGUUGCUGACUUAAGUGUCUUCAUUGUGAUUAAACAUGCUUGUCAAUAUAAUUAAUUAUCUACUGCCCCCUAUUACCCCUUCCCAUUUCAGGAUCCUGAGUCUUGUUAAAUAGGCACCAAGAGGACUGAAACAGGAGGGACUUGUCCAUUUAAAAUGGUUUCUGUUAAGUGCCCCAAUGAACAUUACCCUAUUCUCCUUCCUUUUCUUCCCAGCGAGUAGGCACUUAUUUCUAUUCCCUUCAAAUCAGCAUCAAAUGAUUUCUCCCAAAACUCUAUAAAACUAAUUCAACUAAAUGUCUAUCAAUAAUGUUAAUUCUACAGUGGCCUUGAAAUAGGUGGGAUUAGAAUUGGAACCGCUGAACUGAGACAAAGAAACACAUAUUUAUAUUGAAAUAUAUUUAUGUUGAUAAAGGAUUGAGUUGUAAAAAUUGUAUUAUGUAUUUGUUUUUUCACAACACAAUAAAUGACAUCUUAUUGCAA
Coregonus clupeaformis (lake whitefish) is the source of this 1017-nucleotide messenger RNA. RefSeq names its product cytochrome c oxidase assembly factor 3 homolog, mitochondrial. The record is from RefSeq and is a predicted model, not a curated record. Gene Ontology annotation, biological process: mitochondrial respiratory chain complex IV assembly. Lineage: Eukaryota; Metazoa; Chordata; Actinopteri; Salmoniformes; Salmonidae. Bases 43 to 345 code for a protein of 100 amino acids. The transcript has 2 exons. Gene Ontology annotation, cellular component: mitochondrial inner membrane.